Messenger RNA from Penicillium lagena, 702 nucleotides. RefSeq lists its product as uncharacterized. NCBI's taxonomy places the organism in Eukaryota, Fungi, Ascomycota, Eurotiomycetes, Eurotiales, Aspergillaceae. Gene Ontology annotation, molecular function: copper ion binding; oxidoreductase activity. The transcript has 2 exons. The coding region runs from base 1 to 702 and encodes 233 amino acids. The record is from RefSeq and is a predicted model, not a curated record.
AUGUCGCUAUUGGUGACGCAGUUCCUCCAGGUGGAUGUUUUGUUUACAAAUGGUGCGCUGGUUCCAGUUGUCAUCAAUCGUCCAGCAUCUUUGAAGACUGACGAUCAAUAUCUAUACAGGCUUGUUCCGGAAACCUCUGGUCCUAAUGGCCACCACGAUAGCCGAAUCUUGGCCUACCAUCCAUACGUCAGCAUGUACCAAGAUCAAGAUGCGGGUUCCUAUGGACCUGUUCUCAUCUACCGUCGCGGGAAAAUGGAGACUGUGAUGCGGCAGAACCGUGAAUUUGUCCUUCUCUACGCGGACAAUCAGGAGUGGAACUCGUCCCUCGCGCUGCAUAACGUCCAGAAAUACCUUCCUGGUAUGGUGUCGCAGGUCACGAAUCUGUCAUACCAGUAUCCACAAAUUUCUCAUGGUCAGGGGAAUUUUAGUCUCUGGUAUCCCCAGUUCAUCAACACACCGAUGACCAACGUUACUCCUGCGAUGGCGGCAAAUUUCUUCCCCGUGAUCUCCGGGGCCACUUUGCCCACUGUCACCCUGAAUCCCGGGCAAAUGACCACCGUCUUGAUGACUGCAUUUAACCCAGGUUGGUGGCAGCUGAUCUGCCACUUUACUACACACCUGAGUAAGGGAAUGGAGGCCAAUUAUAUUGUAUACGGUGGGCCUUACGGCGAAUGUCCUCUUGAGCCUCUGGAGAAGCCCUAA